GAAAGGAGGGUGAGAUGAAGAUGGGGUGUUUGGGGGGCACGUUUUGAGGUUUCCGGGUCCUGGAGGCACCAAGAAUUACUGGCAGAGGGGGGCAGAUUGAGGAAUCUUUAGUGGGGCCCGGAUGAAGGAGCGGAGUAAGUCCCCUCCCACCCGGCGCUCGUGGGAUGUAGUGCGCCUGCCCAGCGUCAUGGGCUUUCUCAUUGGCCAUUGGCGUGGGGCGUGUGCCACGCGUUCUGGGUGCGGAGCAGCGUAGUUUGCAUCUAACAGACUGGAUUCUUUCUCGCUGUCUGGGACUCAAUUGGUAUGCUCCCAGAUCAGUCCUCCCAGGAAUUUGAGCGUGAAGAGGAAGCCAGCAGGCUUUGGUGUGAAAUAUGAGUUGGCAAAUAAGGUCAACAUUCAAGCCUAGAGCAAGACGAAAUGAUCAAAACUCUUUCCAGCUAGUUGGGCCUGUGGUUCAGCCCAGUAUUGAACAACAUCAGCAAGAAGAGCCACCAACUGACCUUCAGGAUAGUAUGCCUGAUCAAGAGAAAAAAGAUAAAGUAGCACCUGUGGUUCAAGGUGAAGGCAAAGGGAAGAAAAAUACCUCGUGGCCUUCCCUGGAACCUGAUCAACAGGAACUGGUUCUUCCAAAGACUGGUCGUGAGCAUGGAGACGGUCCUGAUGUCAGAGGGAAGAGACUUGCAAAUCUAGAGUCCCUUAAAAUGCCGGAAGCAGGUGAAGGGCAAUCACAGGUUUAAACGAAGACAAGUUGAAACCAUGCAGACUGCUUUUGUGUUGGAAGUUUGCCUGUUAAACUUCUCUCAAUAAAGUUUUGCCAUCUUGUCCAAA
Messenger RNA from Felis catus (domestic cat), 828 nucleotides. It is a transcript of the gene GAGE10, whose product is annotated as G antigen 10. The transcript is spliced from 5 exons. NCBI's taxonomy places the organism in Eukaryota, Metazoa, Chordata, Mammalia, Carnivora, Felidae. The record is from RefSeq and is a predicted model, not a curated record. The coding region runs from base 372 to 737 and encodes 121 amino acids.